ACAACCCAUAUUCAACCAAACAAUAUUCACCUCAUUCAAACUCACUCCUCUCUCCUAUACCCACUUCCCUUUUCCAUAUCCUCCCUUCAACUACAACCAUCGGAUAGCAAUUCAAGUCCCUGAAUUCGAUCCGAUGGUUUGCAACAAUCCAUCAUUUCAAUUUUAAGUUUUAGCUGUUGCAUUCGAAGUCGUUUUGUUACGCUCUUGAAAGAUGGAUAAGGUGACAAGGGUGGCGUCAGAAAAUGGGGUAGUGAUUUUCAGCAAGAGCACUUGUUGCUUGUGCUAUGCUGUGACUGUUCUUUUUCAAGAACUUGGGGUGAACCCUAUGGUUCAUGAGAUUGAUCAAGACCCUGAAGGGAGGGAAAUAGAGAAGGCUCUCUUGAGGUUGGGGUGUAAUGGACCUGUCCCAGCUGUGUUCAUAGAUGGGAAGCUUGUGGGUUCCACCAAUGAAGUCAUGUCCCUCCACCUAAGUGGCUCUCUCCUUCCAAUGGUGAAGCCAUAUCAAGCAUUGAUAUAGAUUUAAAAUUAAUGGAUGCGGAUUACGUCUACAAUGAAUGUAAUUCAUUGAUUUACUUUCUGAAUAAUUUUCUGAGUACGUAAUGUUGUUAUUAGAAGAAUAAGGUUGGCCAAUUUAUAUAGUAUUAGUGUGUGGUAUUUUAGUGAUUUGAGUCCAUAUAUAGUUGGUUUUAGGUAUGUAAUUAGUACUUGGUAGCUUUCAAAUUACAGCUUAAAUGCUUGUAGCCUCUUUGCCUAGCAAAAGAAAGAGGAAAGAAUGUUAGCCUUUUUAUUACUUUUCCUUAAUGAAGUUAGCUUUAUUUA
This is a messenger RNA of Camellia sinensis, 819 nucleotides long. The record is from RefSeq and is a predicted model, not a curated record. NCBI's taxonomy places the organism in Eukaryota, Viridiplantae, Streptophyta, Magnoliopsida, Ericales, Theaceae.